GCUUCGAGUUGCCUAACGAAUAGAAGCUCCCUCGUCAAACAUCACCAAAACCCGCCGAGCUUCAUUCCCACCGCAAUUCUCCUCCCAAACUUACAGAACGCAUACAUUUAGCCUGCCACUCACAUAAAUUCCAAAAUGACGUCAAUAGGAACGGGCUACGAUCUCGCCAACUCCAUCUUCUCGCCCGACGGACGUAACUUCCAGGUCGAAUAUGCGGUGAAGGCGGUAGAGAACGGCGGCACCUCCGUCGGCAUCCGAUGCAAGGACGGCGUCGUCCUGGCCGUCGAGAAGGUCGUCACAUCCAAGCUGUUGAAAUCCGGCGCAAACAAGCGAAUCGCGACCAUCGACCGGCAUCUAGGAGUUGUCUACUCCGGCAUGGUACCCGACGGCCACCACUUCGUCGACCGCGCGCGGGACGAGGCCCGGGCCUGGCGUGAAACCUUCAAGACGCCGAUCUCGACGUCCGACCUCGCUAGCCGCAUGGGCGGAUACCUGCAAGCGUACACGCUGUACCAGUCGGUGCGGCCGUUCGGCAUCACCGCCAUCGUCGGCGGCUUCGACUCGGAGCUGGAGGCGCCGGUCGACGGGCAGGUGGGGUCUGGCCCCUCGGUCGGGGCCGGCGGCAAGGUCGAGGGCAAGCGGCACGGCGGGCCCGGGCUCUACAUGAUCGAGCCGAGCGGCAUGUACUGGGGCUACUACGGGGCGGCGACGGGCAAAGGGCGGCAGGCGGCCAAGGCCGAGCUCGAGAAGCUGAACCUGUCCGAGGGCGGGCUCGACCUGAAGCAGGCGGUCAAGGAGGCCGCGCGCAUCAUCUACGUCGCGCAGCAGGACAACAAGGACAAGGAGUUCGAGCUCGAGAUGAGCUGGAUCAGCGGCGCCGACGGCCCCACAGGCGGCCGCCACCAGGACGUGCCCAAGGACCUCCUGGAAGAGGCCGAGCGCCUGGCCAAGAAGGCCAUCUCCGAGGAUGACGACGAGGACGAGGACGAGGAUGAUACUAAGAUGGAGGGAUAGGUUAAGGAAAUGAUGAACGAUGAAUGAUGGAAAUUGUCUAGGCCGAAAAAAAGAAAUUAAGAAAAAGGGCUUGUACUUUUACGACGGACGUGGCGAGGCGCUCGUGAUUGUGGGCGACGGCGACGGCGACGGUUAUAGAUUAAUUCCAUCUAAGAGCCCUGGUCCCUGAUCGAAAGUCGUGUGCUACUGGCAAUUCGUUGCAUAUCACUCUGGAGCUGUGAGUUGCUCAGUUCACGAAGUUUAGAUUAUAUACCUUCUUAAUUCUCGCUCUGAAGGCUAGCGCUCGGCAACGACAGUCUAAACGUACUUGUCCAUAUACCCCCUAAGUGACCCCCUGGAAACUUGCUAAACCAUACUCAGUUUGAAUUGAUGUAGGGAGCAUCAUAAAGCGACCUUUGCUUGGAAAGAAGUUAAAUUGCAACACGUAUUAGAGGUGUCACGAUUAGGGCCUAGCAGGUGGUGAAAAUAGCGACG
Molecule: messenger RNA, 1488 nt
Organism: Annulohypoxylon truncatum
Lineage: Eukaryota; Fungi; Ascomycota; Sordariomycetes; Xylariales; Hypoxylaceae
Product: nucleophile aminohydrolase
Exons: 3
Coding region: 136-1014 (292 amino acids)
Biological process (GO): ubiquitin-dependent protein catabolic process
Cellular component (GO): proteasome core complex, alpha-subunit complex; proteasome core complex; nucleus
Source: RefSeq, a predicted model, not a curated record